Messenger RNA from Telopea speciosissima, 2717 nucleotides. RefSeq names its product nucleolar complex protein 3 homolog. The transcript has 14 exons. Gene Ontology annotation, biological process: DNA replication initiation. The record is from RefSeq and is a predicted model, not a curated record. The coding region runs from base 91 to 2631 and encodes 846 amino acids. Gene Ontology annotation, cellular component: nucleolus. Lineage: Eukaryota; Viridiplantae; Streptophyta; Magnoliopsida; Proteales; Proteaceae. Gene Ontology annotation, molecular function: chromatin binding.
CAAACGAAGAAAAGGAAAAACGGUAGCGAUACUCAGUACUCUGUUCUCACUGACCUUAAACCCUAGCUCCGAAUCGAAUUUCCAUUGCGAAUGGGGAAGAAGAAGAAGGUAAUCCUCCCACCUCAGCUACCUCCAGAGGUUGCGGAGGAUGAUAUCGAUGUCUCCGACGAUGAUGUGCAGUUCGUGAAGAAGAAUCAAGCGUACGCUGGAUUUCUUAAAAAAUUAGAUACCCAAUUGAUUACGAGGCAUGUGACUCGUGUGGCUGAUCAGAAAGAUGAUGCUCUAGAAUCUUUAUACGAGAAACGGAUGAGAAAACAGUCUUUGCCCAAAGAGACUGAGGAAGAUGGGCUAGAAGUUGAUCCGGUGGAUGCUCUUCCUUUCAAGACAUUAGAUGGGAAACUCUAUUACAGAACAGCAUCAAAGGAAUCCAAAAAAUCUGGUGAUGCACCCAAGGAUGAAGAAACUGCAAUGGAAGAGAAGAAUGAUGAUACUGAUAGAAGCAUAGUGAAGCUUACAAAAGCAGAAAAGAGGGCAAAGCAGAAGAAAAUUAGGAAAGAAGCAAAGCAGAAAGCAAAGGAGCCAGCUGAUAUAGAUGAAGUGCAGGAAAACCCUCAAGCAGAAGUGCUGGCUGAGGUGAGAGAGGACCUUUCUGCUGAAGAAUUAUUUGCAAGGAAAAAGAGUAAACUUGCGGAGUUGGGAAUGACCCUGCUUGCUGAUCCAGAGUCAAAUAUUAAAUCCCUUAAAGAGAUGUUGCAGAUUUCUAAAGAUGAAGAUCAAGAAAUUGUUAAACUUGGGCUGCUAUCUUUGUUAGCUGUUUUCAAGGACAUCAUUCCUGGCUACCGUAUUAGGCUUCCCUCUGAGAAGGAGCAAGAGAUGAAGGUCUCUAAGGUUAUUAGGAAGAUGCGGUUCCACGAAUCAACGCUUCUGUCGUCGUACAAGGCAUACCUACAGAAGCUGAUAGCUCUAGAAAUGCAACCUUCUUUCCAGCAUGUUGCAGUUCGUUGUAUCUGUGCUCUGUUAGAUGCAGUUCCUCACUUCAACUUCAGUGAUAACUUGUUAGUUGCUGUUGUAAAGAAUAUAAGCUCUCCGGAUGAUGUAGUAAGGAAACUAUGUUGUGGAACUAUAAAAUCACUUUUUGCCAAUGAGGGAAAGCACGGAGGUGAAGCAACUGUGGCAGCUGUUCAAUUGAUUGCAGAUCAUGUGAAGAUUCAUGAUUGUCAGCUGCAUCCUGAUUCUAUUGAGGUUCUCUUAUCUUUGUCAUUUGAUGAGGAUCUUGGAAGGUCUGAAUCAUCAAAGAAAGAAGAAAAUGUCAAAAACAAGAAAAAGAAGAAAAGGAACUGGAAUACCGAAGAUCCAAAUCAAUUGCAAGCUAGUGACAAAAAGAAAACCAGGCAGGAAUUGCUAGCUAAGACAAGGGAGGAGGUCAAUGCAGAUUUCAAGGCAGCUUCUUUUAUCCCAGAUUUGCAAGAGAGGAGGAUGAUGCAGUCAGAGAUGCUCUCUGCUGUGUUUCAGAUAUAUUUUCGCAUUUUGAAGCAUGCAAUGCAGCCAGCUGCAACCAGGUCUAAAGUGAACAAUGGCUCCUUAUGUAGUGUGUUUGGGCCACAUCCACUCCUUGCUCCAUGCUUAAAUGGCUUGGGGAAGUUCUCUCAUCUGAUUGACUUAGAUUUUAUGGGUGAUCUCAUGAAUUGCCUCAAAGUGCUUGCCUGCAGUGGUAUCGACUCUGAUGGCUCUCCUGAGAAUUCUUUAACUGUAUCUGAACGUCUCCGGUGCUGCAUUGUUGCAUUCAAAGUGAUGAGGAAUAAUCUUGAUGCAUUAAAUGUUGAUCUAAACGAGUUCUAUGUGCAGCUUUAUAAUUUACUACUGGAGUAUAGAUCUGACAGGGAUGACCAAGGUGAAGUCUUGGCUGAAGCUCUCAAGAUCAUGUUGUGCGAAGGAAGACAACAUGACAUGCAGAGGGCAGCUGCAUUCAUAAAACGCCUGGCUACUUUCUCCUUAUGCUUUGGACCUGCCGAGGGCAUGGCAGCCUUGGUCACUUUGAGACAUCUACUUCAGAAGAAUGUGAAAUGCCGGAAUUUGUUAGAAAACGAUGUUGGUGGUGGCUCACUUGCAGGAACAGUUUCGAGUUAUCAGCCAUUUGCCUCAGACCCUAACCUUAGCGGCGCGUUAGCUUCAGUUCUGUGGGAACUGAGCCUACUCUCCAAACAUUAUCACCACACAGUUUCCACAAUGGCAUCAAGCAUUUCAAGUAUGAGUGAAAAUAAUCAGGUUUAUCUGUCCAUCACCUCCCCACAAGAAGCAUUUUUGGAUUUGUCCCUUGAAGGGGAAUCAUUCACCCCUAAAGACAACCAUGGAAUAUCAAACCGUAAGAGGAAAAGGGGUAUUGGGUCAUCAAUUUUGAGUAGUGACGAAUCUAUUCAGGAACUCACAAAUCCAGAGAAAGAAGAUGAGGUGAGGCAGAAACUUUCAGAGCAUUUCCAUGUGCUGAGAGACAUUUCAGAGAAUGAGAGACUGCGGAGAGAGUUGAAUCAUACAAUGUCAUCAUUAAGGCAGUAUGAAGAAUAUAAGAAGCAAAGGAAGAAAAUUCCAGGAGACGCAAAGAGAAGAAAAAAGAAAAGUUUCUCAGCUGUUUAACAUUUCUUUUGUAGUUCAAUUUUUGUUCCCCCUGGAGCAUUGUAUUAUUUAUAUUUAGAUGUUGAACAUGAACACACUUGUUGCUU